Molecule: messenger RNA, 561 nt
Organism: Ostreococcus lucimarinus CCE9901
Lineage: Eukaryota; Viridiplantae; Chlorophyta; Mamiellophyceae; Mamiellales; Bathycoccaceae
Exons: 2
Coding region: 1-561 (186 amino acids)
Biological process (GO): protein transport
Molecular function (GO): GTP binding; GTPase activity
Source: RefSeq, a predicted model, not a curated record
AUGGGCGACGACGCGCGCUCGUACUGGGACGCCUUCGUCGCGUGGUUGCGCGCGCUGUUCUUCGGACGCGAGAUGGAGAUCGUCGUGAUCGGGCUGCAGAACGCCGGGAAGACGUCGUUCAUCGACGCGCUGAGCGGCGGGACGUUUGAGGAGGAUAUGAUUCCGACGGUGGGAUUCAACGUGCGGAGACUGCGUAGGGAUGGGGUGAGCGUGAAGACGUGGGAUCUCGGUGGACAGGAACGGUUUCGGGGAACGUGGGAACGGUACUGUCGAGGCGUGGAUUGCGUGGUGUACGUCGUGGAUGCGGCGGCGAAGGAAUUGUUUGAGACGGCGAGGAACGAGCUGCACGGGUUGCUCAAGAGGGAGACGCUGCGGGAGAUUCCGUUGUUGGUGCUCGGGAAUAAGAGCGAUUUAGAGAGCGCGGUGCGCGUGCAGGACGUGGUGGAGGCGAUGGAGCUGAAACGCGCGACCGGGAGGGAGGUGUGCUGCUACAACGUGAGUUGCAAGAAUUCCACAAACAUCGACGUGUGCCUGAAAUGGCUCACCGCGCACGCGAAAUAG